Molecule: messenger RNA, 2840 nt
Organism: Schistosoma haematobium
Lineage: Eukaryota; Metazoa; Platyhelminthes; Trematoda; Strigeidida; Schistosomatidae
Product: Rhophilin, Rho GTPase binding protein
Exons: 15
Coding region: 42-2606 (854 amino acids)
Biological process (GO): protein transport to vacuole involved in ubiquitin-dependent protein catabolic process via the multivesicular body sorting pathway
Cellular component (GO): endosome
Molecular function (GO): protein binding
Source: RefSeq, a predicted model, not a curated record
GGUUUGCGGGCUAUUCGUCUGAAUUUCGGACCGGGCGGGUUAUGAAUUUCUUGAGUAUUCCUUUAAAGAAGUCGGCUCCUGUUGAUUUAUCCAGUAAUUUUCAACAGUUGAUCGCCCUGCAAUAUGGUGCUCCAACCGCAAAUGCGUGCCUUGGUUCACUCGGUGAGUUAUCGUCAAUGCGAACUGUCGCAUGUGUCAAAGGCGAUAACUACAACCCGACAGUCGAAGCAAUCGCAGCGUAUCAUGAUGCAAUAUAUCAAUUAGAAGGACGUCUAAAUGUGAAUGUUGCUUCACGAGUUGAUUUUAAGUGGAGCGAUAUUUCUGGAAAAUCUAACAAAAAAGAAAGCUCUCUUAAAUUUGAACGUUCAAAUGUCUUGUUUUGUUAUGGUGCUGCUCACAGUCAACUUGGUGAAUCGUGCCGUCCCAAUUGUGAAAAUUCACUCCAACAAGCUUUGAAAUCUUUCAAGAUUGCUUCCUGCACAUUUGAUUACAUAUCUUCAGAUUUGAUGUCUGGGGUUAAAGAUCCUCUACCAGAUUUAACUUCAUCAGCACUAACACUGUUCAGUAAUCUUAUGCUUGCUCAAGCAUAUGAAUGUGUCCUCUCGAAAGCUGAAAAAGAUAAGAAAAAGCCUGCCAUUUUAGCAAGAAUAGCAUCAACCUUGACUAGUCUUUACGAAGACUGCCUGUCAGAUUGUUCAAGUGGAGCUAAAAAUGUUGUUCCAAAAGAUUGGUCUGGUGUAUUAAGCAUGAAAAAAGGUUUAUAUGAAGCUUUGACACAAUAUCAUCAAUCUAAAGCUUGUUGCGAAGCCAAACAGUACGGGGAACAAGUAGCUCGCAUAUCAUUUGCUUAUGAGCUAAUCAAAUGUGUUGCUCGAAGUAGUUGUUUUCAGAGAAAGAAUUUAGUGGAACAAUUUAAACAAGAAGAAUCAGUUGCAAUAAAAGACAAUGACCAUAUAUAUCACGAAAAGGUACCUCCCAGAGGAAGUCUUGCUCCUGUCGAAAUUGUUGAUGUCAUUAAAAAAACCCCACUCACGUUCCCUUUGUCCUCAUCGACUACCAAAGAUUACUUCGAAAAUCUACUUCCUAUCGCUGUUACAGAAGCUGUUAACACUGCUAAAGGUGUUCGUGCAUCUCUUAUCGACAGCGAAAUUUGCACGCUACGAGGAGCAUCCACUAAAGUGAAUGAAGUGUUAGCUUCAUACAAUUUCCCGGCAGCAUUACUUGCUAAGGGAUCAAACUCAAUUACGGAUAAUAUUUUAUCCAAAGCUACUUCUAUACGUCGAGAUGGUGGGGCAGAAAAAUUGUAUCAGCAACUAAUGUCGAUACCUGAAUGCGUUCAACGUAAUAAAGAAAUUAUUGAGGCUGAGAAAAGUUCACUAGAUGAUGAAGAGAAUUCUGAUAAUAGUUUACGAAAACAAUAUGGUGAACGUUGGUCACGGAAACCAUCAAGUGAAUUGAACAAAUUAUGGCGUUCUGAUAUACAAAAAUGUUUGAAUUUACUUGAACAAACUACGAAAACUGAUGCAUCUCUUUUAGAACGAUAUGAAAAGCAUAAAGAACAUUUUGAAAUAUUAAGUAAACCAGAAGAUGAACUUGAAACGCUUAUUGGAUCAGAUGCAAAAUUUGCCGAAUCUAAUACUGAAGCCAAUAAUGAAGAACUAAAAUCUGAACUAACUCAGUUAUGCAACAAACUAGAAUUAAUUAAGACGGAAAGAAAUGAUCUAAUAGAACAGUUGAAAUUAGUUGAUUAUUCACCGGAUCUAGUUAAAAAGCUAUUGACGUACUAUAGAGAACAUAAUGAAACAGUUGAUUUACAAAUUGCUACUGAUAUGCUUGAUGAAAAAAUGGUGUCUGUGCGUGAACUUAUUCAAGAAAAUCUAAAUAAACAAGAAAGUUUAUUAAAUGACUUACAAACAAAAGCUGAUAUGUUUUACGGUGGGUCCGAUGGUAAUUCAAAAGACAAAGGACUAUUGACAAUGCUUAAUCUGGCUGCAGAUGAGUAUUCUGCACUUAAAGAAGCUGUUAGUGAUGCCACGAAAUUUUACGCUGAGCUUACUGAGAUUUGUGUGAAUACCCAGUGUAAGAUUGAAGAUUUCUGCGCUGCACGUACUACUGAGAAAAAUGAAUUAAUGUCUGAUAUUACAACAAAUAUAAGCCGGGUUCGUGUUUCAGACCAACAAGUCUUUCCGAAACCAUCUGUCCCUACUCGACCUGAACCAUCUUAUGCUAACCGUGUCAACCCUGUUCCUCCCGCUCAUCCUCAAGUUCCAAUGCCAACACCAACAAUUCCCAUGAUGAAUAGUACCACAUAUCCGAUGCCUCCACAAGCAUGGAAUCCUCAAGGCUAUCCUGUGAUGCCUCAACCUUCACCAUAUGGAAUGGCUCCUUAUCCAGCAAUGUAUCCAUUCUAUGGCGCUUAUCCUACAAUGCCAAUGCCUCCAAAUGCAGCAUUUUCUCCCCCUAACAUGAUGCUUCCUGCUCAUUCAAUGGGUGGUAAUGGUGCUUUUCCUAGUGUUGGUGGAGGCAAUACUGACGCACAUGCUCCCCUUGCUGGUGGUGGUCUUCAGGGACAAUAUCUACCUGGACAACCUUCUGCACAGCCUUAAAAAGAUUUCUCUAUGAACAUUUGAUUUUUGUUAUAUUCUCGAUAUCUUUGUUUAAGAAAUGUUUCUUAUGUCUGUGUUUUUGUACUACACAAAACGUGUAUUUAUUAUAAGUAUCCCAUUUAUUGAUUUAUUUUUCGACAAUCUUUAAAAUAAAAAAAGACUAAUGAUCUAAAAUACUUUUAUGUUUCUUUCUCAUAUUCGUCCUCUUCUAUAAAUAAAACGCUAAAAAGUGAC